Messenger RNA from Vitrella brassicaformis, 889 nucleotides. NCBI's taxonomy places the organism in Eukaryota, Vitrellaceae. The record is from the annotation of a GenBank genome assembly.
CGCUUGUGCUGCUUGGGCAGGCUCAGCAGUCUCCUUACCACAGAGGCCGGCCUGAGCGGAGCCGGCUCAGCAGUCUCCUCUCUCGUCGUUAGCGGAGCCGGCCUGAGCGCAGAGCAAUCCGAUCAGAGCAAGUCCCUGAACCGUACCGGCCACGUCAGAGGGAGAGGCACGCUCGGCGUCGACCUCGGACUGGGGCUGGGGCUCGGUCUCAGGCUCGUGCUCAGGCUCAGGCUCGGGCUCAGCGACAGGCUCGACCUCACACUGUUCGACCGGACCGGCCACGGGAGCGGUCUCACGAUCAUCAACGGUAGCCCCCGGCUCGGCGGUGAGGUCGAGAAUCAGUUCCAGCCCAAAAUUAUCGUCCAUGGGCAUGCGAGAACCUGGCAGAUAGUCAUUCAUCAUGCCACACCCCUGACAGUGUGGUCUCAACACUGACCGUCAUGUAUCUGGGAGGGUGACACAUACGGUGGGACGCAGACCUGCGGCAUGUCAGUCGGCCCUGCACACACAGACAUGGACAAACACACGCAUAUCUGCACGCACAUACACUGUCAAUAAGGGUGUGUUCACCUGCAGGAGGAGGCGGCGGGAGUGACGCCUCAACAUCCAUCGAGUCACUCUCAAUUGUUGCAUUGAGACGGGUGCGCUUCGGGAUGGCUUCAACGGUGUGUGGUACUGUACACAGACACCAUCAGAGAGAGACAGAGCAGAGACACAAGGAGAGAAAGGCACAAAGAGAUAGAGACAGUAUGAACUCCCAUGUCUCUGUCUCUGUGUAUCCUACAGCGUAGGUGUAAUAAUACUCACCUUCUCGACGCUGCGGCAACUGGGUCCCGGACCGCUGGGCUCCAGGCGGCGGGAGGUUAGGGAACACGUCCUUCAUCGACAA